AUUUGACUAAGGUCACCAUCGUGAAGUUCAUCUAAUCAAACCAACGCACCUCUUGUGGGUGACCAUGACUGAACCAAUUCCAGGACCACGCGCUCUUCCCCUUGUCGGUAAUUUGCUCGAUGUCUGGGAAGAUCGAGAUAUGCCCCUUAGGGCAAUUGAACGAAUGGCCGAUGUCUACGGGCCUAUCUACCAGAUCGACAUGAAAGGCCAACGCCGCAUUAUUUGCAGUUCUGCAGAUCUUGUGGAGGAACUCACAAACGAGAAGCGCUUUGUCAAAAUUCCACCUGCAUCAAUAGCAGACAGCCCGGGGCCCAAAGGACUAUUCGCAGCCAGAAAUGAAGAUCCUGAUUGGGAACAAGGACACAGGAUCCUCAUGCCCUCUUUUGCACCCUUGUCAGUGCAAGACAUGUUCACUGACAUGAAGGAUAUUGCCAGUCAAAUGAUCCUGUCAUGGGCAAGGAAAGGGCCAGAACAUAGAAUCCUUGCCACAGAGGACUUCACCAGACUGACGCUUGACACCAUCGCUCUCUGCACAAUGGGCUAUCGUUUCAACUCAUUUUACCAAGAUGCGAUGCAUCCUUUUGUCGAGGCCAUGAACACUGUUUUCGAGUAUAACACCGCCAAAGGAAGCCGGCCAGAAUUCGUCCAGAAGCUCAUGUGGAGAAAGAAUGCCGAGUUUGAACAGGCUCGAAAAGUCUUGCGAGACACCGGCAGAGCCAUCAUUCAGGGUCGCCGAGACAACCCUGUCGACAAGAAAGAUGUCCUGAACACCAUGAUCUACGGAAAAGAUCCCAAGACUGGGCAGAAUAUGCGUGAGGAAUUGAUUGUUGAACAGAUGACAACCUUUCUCAUCGCCGGGCAUGAGACAACCUCUGGUCUAUUGUCGUUUGCCCUGAUGUAUUUGCUUCUCAAUCCAGGUACUUAUCUGAAGGCCCAAGAGGAAGUCGACAAAGUUAUAGGUCAACGUGCGAUCGAGAUCAAGGACAUAAAUAAACUCACGUAUCUUACUGCUGUUCUACGCGAGACUAUUCGACUUAGCCCUACUGUCCCAGUCUUACAGAAGUCGGUCAAUCCUGCACUAGCGCAUGAGCACGUGCUAUUGGGGGGGAAAUACAAGAUCGAUCCCAGCGAUCAAAUUGUUGCCCUGAUGACAAAGGCUCAACGAGAUCCGAAGGUAUGGGGAGAGACGGCCGAAGACUUUGAUCCUGAGCGAAUGCUGGACGAGAACUUCGAUCGAGUCAGUACACAAUAUCCAGGAUGUUGGAAGCCAUUUGGCAAUGGCAAGAGGGCAUGCAUUGGUCGACCCUUCGCCUGGCAAGAGUCUUUGCUUGUUCUCGCAAUGGUACUGCAAGCAUUUGACGUCAAGUUUGACAACCCUCACUAUGUUCUCAAUAUCAAGCAAGCCCUGACUAUCAAACCGGACGAUCUAUACAUUCGAGUCAGCCCCCGUCGACAAAUGGACAGCACUCAGCUUGAUCGUCUCCUUCACAGUGAUGGGACCAAUGGAAAGGUGCAGAAGGGAAGCGAGGAGGGCACGACGGCAAAUGGUGCUUCAUCCCCAUCAAAAGCGCCAAUGACCGUCCUCUAUGGAUCCAACACUGGUACUUGCCAGGCUUUCGCUCAGCGACUUGCUUCCGAUGCGACAUCUCGUGGCUUUGUCGCCGAAGUCCGCGAUCUCGACAGUGCCACAAAUUCCCUGCCCAAGAAUACCCCCGUGGUCAUCAUUACAUCUUCUUAUGAAGGAGAACCUCCCGACAAUGCCACUCGCUUCUGCCAAUGGUUGAAGGAAAGUGGCCCAGGUAGUAUGGACAAGGUUCAGUAUACGGUCUUUGGAUGCGGUCACCGGGAUUGGAGCCAAACCUUUCAUCGCAUCCCAAAGCUCGUGGACGGGCUAAUGACAGAUCUGGGUGCCCAGAAGAUAGCACCUUUUGGUUCUGCAGACGCCGCGAAAGGAGAUAUGUACGGAGAUUUCGAGGAUUGGCUUGAUAAUUCGCUAUGGAAAAGUCUUUCCCCAGAUUCCUCCGCGGAACCGUUGAGCAGUAGCAUGGAUAUUGAGAUCUCCACGAAUGCUCGCGCAACCAAUUUGCGUUACGACGUCAGCCUGGCUAUCGUCAAGGCUAACUAUGUCCUUACCAAAGAAGGUGAACCAGUCAAAUGUCACAUGGAUAUUGAGCUUCCAUCAGACGCAGUAUAUCAAUGCGGGGACUACCUGGCGAUCUUGCCUCAAAACUCAGAAAAGAGCGUCAAACGCGUGAUGGCUCGAUUUGGACUGCCUUGGGAUGCUGUUGCCACUCUCACAACGAUGGGACCGUCGACUAUCCCAGUCAAUACUCCAAUAUCUGUGUUUGACAUUCUUCGCAGCUACGUCGAGUUGUCUCAACCAGCAACUAAACGAAUAUUGAAGACUUUCUCAGGCUACACAUCGUCCGAGGAAGACAAAGCCUUCCUCGACAAACUUGUGGAUGACAACAACCUGUUUGAGCUUGAGAUCACUAAGAAGCGAACAAGUCCCCUCGACAUACUGUUCCAGCGAUCCUCGAUCAAAAUUCCUUUUGGGCAGUUCCUUGGGUUUCUACCACCCCUUCAAGUUCGUCAAUAUUCGAUCUCCUCUUCACCUCUUGAGAAUCCAAACAGAUGCUCAAUCACGUAUGGGGUGAUUGACACACGUUCAUUCUCUGACCCAGCUCAUCGCUUCGAGGGUGUGACUGGAAACUACCUCCGCAAUCUCCAGGACGGUGACAUGAUUUCAGUCAGUGUUCGACCAACAGCGAAGAAGACAUUCCGACUUCCCGCCGACGCCGAACAGACUCCAUUGCUGAUGUUUGCGGCUGGGACUGGCCUCGCUCCUUUCCGUGGUUUCCUGCAGGAGCGGUCAAUUCAGCUGCUAGCAAAUCCAAAUCGUCCACUGGCUCCAGCACUUCUCUUCCUUGGGUGCCGAAGUCAAACUGGCGACAGACUCUAUGCCGAGGAGGUAGACUCCUGGGUUGCCAGUGGAGUGGCUACAGUCAAAUACGCGUUCAGCAAGGAGAGUAACGCAUCCGAAGGUUGUGCUCACGUUCCAGAUCGUAUGAUCCACGACGGUGACGAAAUAUUGAAGCUUUGGAGGAGCGGCGCACGAGUCUACGUAUGUGGAACCAGAAGGUUUGCGGAAGGCAUACGCGAAGCGGCAAAAAAGAUCGCUCUAGACGUUCGCAAGAAAGAAAAUGGUGGCGUCGGGGAGAGGAAGGAUGAGCUGGAGAAACUCUUCCAGGCAGCAAUGCAAGCAAGAGUCGCCAGCGACGUCUUUGACUAGGGUAAUAUGGGUGUUGCUUGAGAGCCAAGCAAGACUGAGGCUGAGCCAGUAGUAAUCUCUGGUUUUAUUCAUAUGAUUUGAAGGUAAUCGUAACAUGAUAAUAUUAGGAAGUCCAUUCGAGGUGUCCCG
Messenger RNA from Exophiala mesophila, 3421 nucleotides. RefSeq lists its product as uncharacterized. Gene Ontology annotation, molecular function: aromatase activity; iron ion binding; NADPH-hemoprotein reductase activity. The coding region runs from base 65 to 3292 and encodes 1075 amino acids. The record is from RefSeq and is a predicted model, not a curated record. Lineage: Eukaryota; Fungi; Ascomycota; Eurotiomycetes; Chaetothyriales; Herpotrichiellaceae. The transcript is spliced from 5 exons. Gene Ontology annotation, cellular component: cytosol.